CGCUGCAGCAGCACAGCAGUUACACAGUCUUUCGAUGAAGCGACUUCGGUCCAGCGGUCCGUUUCGAUCCUUCAGUACCCGUCGAACAGCGAAGGGGCGCGGAAGCAUUUCCACUGUAGAGCUUUCCUUCUGAGCGGUUGUUGGUGACUUGAGAAUCGAUUUUUUUUGCGGACAAUCGUGCCUGGGAUUUUGAAAGUGUAGUUUUUUAACCAAGGCAGCCGAAGAAUAUUUGUGAGCUGAUUUUGAAAAGAAUCGUGAAAGUGAUUACGGUUGAAUUGGGUCGAACAGUGGUUGCAUUCCCAGUUGAUAGUUGUCAAUUGUGAAAAAAAAACAAAUUUAAAGUGAUGUUAUUCAACACGAAUUGAAUCGAAGACGAAGCAAUUAAAGAUCAGAUAAAAAGUUUUGGGAAAAAAGAACGUGCAGAUACGUAUCCAACGAUCAAAAUUCAACCAUGGGAGCUGACUCCCAAACCAAACCGAUACCGUGCGCAAAAACGGCUGAACUUAUCGAUGCCGCCAUGUCGAACUCUCUGAAAAGCGCCACCCCCACCUGCAACGAGCUGCCGGACCUGAUAGAUCUCCGCGAAGAACUCACCGCACAGGACUCCACCCUUGACCCACAGCAGUUCCAGAAAGCCAUCUCCACCUGUAGUAAUUUAUCGCACGAGUCCGAAAUAGACAAAAAGCUGAGGGACAUCGGUUCACAUACACCGAUCCUGCCUUCGGAGAUCGGAACGGAUUUCAACUUCAAGAGGGAAAUCGUGUGGAAGAAUGUGAUAGGUUUCGCGGCGUUGCACUUCUGCGGAUGGUUGGGAUUGCAUAUCGCUUUCUGGCAGUACUGCGACUGGCGAACGACACUCUACACAUUCUGGCUGAUGUACAUGUCCGGUCAAGGAGUUACCAUGGGCGCCCACCGGUUAUGGGCCCAUAAGGCGUUCAAGGCGAAGCUGUGGUUAAGAGUGCUUCUGUUGUGGUUGCACACUCUGGCUGGGCAGAACUGUCUGUACGUCUGGGUGAGAGACCAUCGACAACAUCACAAGUUCUCGGACACCGACGCGGAUCCACACAACGCCAACCGAGGAUUCUUCUUCUCUCACGUUGGCUGGUUGCUGUCACGGAAGCAUCCUAAGGUCAUCGAAUAUGGCAAAAAGAUCGACAUGUCCGAUCUGGAAGCCGACCCACUAAUCAUGUUCCAAAAAGAUCACUACAAAACGCUCUACACUUUCUUCACCAUUCUCGGCCCCACCGCCAUCCCUGUAGUACUAUGGGGCGAAAAUCCCCUUAUCGCUCUAUUCGUCGCUUAUUUCCUGCGCACGGUGCUGAGUUUGAAUGCCACUUGGUCCGUCAACAGUGCCGCUCAUAUGUUUGGAACCCGCCCCUACGAUAAAUCCAUCUGGCCUGUCGAAAAUAUGUUCGUGUCGUUAGUGGCCGUCGGCGAGGGUUGGCACAACUACCAUCAUGCCUUCCCCUGGGACUACCGAGCCUCCGAGUACGGAACUCCGUUGAACCUGACCGGAACGUUAAUCGACAUUCUCGCCGACUGGGGAGUCAUCUGGGAUCGGAAGACAGCCACAAACAACAUGGUGAAGAAUCGCGUUCUUCGCACUGGAGACAAAUCGCACCACACCUACGGAACGGACGAGGGUCGCAGUGCAUUCACCACCUGGUUCGGCAUUUGGCGUCAUCCAUUGAAUCCGACCUUCAACUCGAUCGAGAAUCCGAAGCCAAAAAUCAUCCAGAGCGAAGGUUAUGCGCUGGCCGAGGAUGAGCUGAAGAAAUCGGAAAUGGAUGACGAAAUCCUGCACCGGGAGGCUGAGGAGCUGCUUCGCCGUCAACAGGAAGAGGAAGAUCAGAAGACUGAAGCCAACAAAAUCUACAAUAAGCUGUCGCAGUACAUCAAAGAUCAGCAACGGCAGCAAGAUGCCCCGAUCACGGAGGAGGAAGACCUUCUGCUGAGCAAUAACAACCUGGAUAAGGCCGACAAGAGUAGUCUCAACGUGAACGGGAAUUCGAAUGUGAUACUGCGGAAAACCGUUCCCAUGAACUAGAGUAGUCGAUGGGGUUGGGGACUGAUUGUAGAUUGUAGAUUUUGGGGGAAUUCGGAUUCCGUUUUUCUGAAACCAGUAGAGUAGAAUCAUCAACAUAUCGUAGGAGACCCAUUCUUAGAACAUCCUUCCCUAUCUAAAUACUAACAGAUUUACAUUAGCCACUAAUGUCAUUUCUUGUAGGUUCGUCAUUUUAAGAGUACUAAUCAAUGUCUACUAUCGGGACGAGUAACGCACUUGAUAAGUAAACUCACAAACGAGCGGUCGGGCAUGGUACGAGUUCAAUUGGCUCAUCAGACAGCAGCAACUUUAAAAAGCCCAUUUUCAAACAACGAUGUGAUGAACUAACUUUAAUCAAACCCUACCUGAAUACCUACAAAAAUAAAUGAUUUUAUUUUAUUAUUAUACAAUUAGAUAUUGCUUAGACACCUUUAACAAGUGUUUACACAAGUGUAGAAAUUUUUUGUUCAGCAGAAUACAUACAUGUGAGUCUUUCCAGUCAAUCAACUGGUCGAAAAAUGAUUAAAGAAACCAAAUAAAUUUGCUUUUCUGUAAAUAAACAUAUUCUUGUUUUGGUUAAAAUUAA
Molecule: messenger RNA, 2630 nt
Organism: Armigeres subalbatus
Lineage: Eukaryota; Metazoa; Arthropoda; Insecta; Diptera; Culicidae
Product: delta(9)-fatty-acid desaturase fat-7-like
Exons: 7
Coding region: 452-2047 (531 amino acids)
Biological process (GO): unsaturated fatty acid biosynthetic process
Cellular component (GO): endoplasmic reticulum membrane
Molecular function (GO): stearoyl-CoA 9-desaturase activity; iron ion binding
Source: RefSeq, a predicted model, not a curated record